GCCCCGCCUCCAUUCCUUAGUCCCUGUCCCAGCUGAAGAUCGCCUCCUCCACGCCCCCAGCUGACCCCGGACCAGAACGCAGACUGGCUCCCCAGCCUCCACUCUGACUCGGUUGCACUCACCCCAUCCUGCCCCCGCGGCCGGAAUUGAAGCUCUCGAAGUCCAAGGACUUUGCGAGCUAGACGGCGCCGGGACUCCAAGACCGCACGGGUGGCGGGCAGAUAAGGGGCGCGAGCUCCCACUACUUAGGACUCAGGGUCCCUGGGCCUCGCGCUCACCCCCGACAAGGCCAGGCCAGAGGCCAGAGCUCCUGAUAGCCCAGCAGCCUGCGUGGACCCGCCGUGAGGGGCUACCGCGCCAGAACCCCACCCGGUCACCCUGUUUCAGAGUCCCGAUUUCCCCCUUUUGCUUGUGAAUCAUGGCAGCUCCCAUGAAGGGCCAAGUGUGCGUGGUGACUGGUGCUUCCAGGGGUAUUGGCCGUGGCAUCGCCUUGCAACUCUGCCAAGCAGGUGCCACAGUUUACAUCACCGGCCGCCAUAUGGACACCCUGCGGGCCACUGCUGAGGAGGCACAAUCUCGAGGAGGCCAGUGUGUGCCUGUGGUGUGUGAUUCAAGCCAGGAGAGUGAAGUGCAAAGCUUGUUUGAGCAAGUGGAUCGGGAACAGCAGGGGCGUCUGGAUGUGCUGGUCAACAACGCCUAUGCCGGAGUCCUGGCAAUUAUGAAGAACAUUAACAAGGCAUUCUGGGAAAUCCCUGCCUCCAUUUGGGAUGAUAUCAACAAUGUUGGACUCAGAGGCCACUACUUGUGCUCGGUGUAUGGAGCGCGGCUCAUGGUUCCAGCUGGUCGGGGGCUCAUCGUGGUCAUCUCCUCCCUUGGGGGGCUGCAGUAUUUCUUCAAUGUCCCCUAUGGCGUGGGCAAAGCUGCGUGCGACAGGCUGGCUGUGGACUGUGCCCAGGAGCUGCGGCGCCACGGGGUCAGCUACGUGUCUCUGUGGCCAGGGUUGGUGCAGACAGAACUAAUAAAGGAGAUCAUGGUGAAAAACGACAAUACUGACGAUCCCCUGUUGAAGCAGUUGAGAUCUAAUUUCUCCUCUGCGGAGACCACAGAAAUGAGUGGCAAAUGUGUCGUGGCUCUGGCAACAGAUCCCAAUGUCCUGAGCCUGAGUGGGAGGGUGCUGCCAUCUUGUGACCUUGCUCGGCGCUACAACCUUCAGGAUGUGGACGGCCGCCCCGUCCAAGACUACUUGGCUUUGAGCUCGGUCCUCUCGCAUGGUUCUAGCCUGGGCUGGCUGGCCUCCUACUUGCCUGGCUUCCUCCGUAUGCCCAAGUGGAUUUUGACCCUCUACGCUAGCAAGUUCUAACCCUCCUGACGUCAUGCCUCUGCCCUCCCUCGGGCUACGUAGUAAGGCCUGUCUCACUGAAACAAGGCAGCUUCUCCUGCCUACCUCAUACCCUUGAGAGGAAGAGAAGGCCUCCACUGUGCGUCCUGGGUGAGCCCUGUGGGCCCUUACGGAUCCUCCUUUAUGCCUUAAUUUUACCUGCCCCUACAUUUCACUUUUUGCCUUAGUAUUGAAAAACACUCUGGGGGCUAAUAAAAGUCUCAUUUCUCUUUCA
Messenger RNA from Zalophus californianus (California sea lion), 1613 nucleotides. RefSeq names its product dehydrogenase/reductase 1 (gene DHRS1). The record is from RefSeq and is a predicted model, not a curated record. NCBI's taxonomy places the organism in Eukaryota, Metazoa, Chordata, Mammalia, Carnivora, Otariidae. The coding region runs from base 419 to 1360 and encodes 313 amino acids. The transcript is spliced from 9 exons.